AUGGAGAUGAUGAUGAACCUCUUUUUGUUGGGCCUGGGGCUUGUGUUUCUCCGGCUAUGGCAGCGCGGUUCCCGGUGGGUGAGCGGUGGCAGUGGUGGACGGAAGAAGCUGCUGCCGGGGCCGCCAGCGUGGCCAGUGGUGGGAAACCUAAUCCAAGUGAUCCUCCAACGUCAACACUUGGUGUUUGUAGCACGUGAUUUACGUGCAAAAUACGGUCCAAUCUUCCGCACGUAGAUGGGGUAGCGCACUCUCAUAUUUGUCUCCAGCGCUAACCUCAUCCACGAAGCCCUCGUCCAGAGAGGCUCCGAGUUCGCAACCCGACCUGGCAUCUCCCCAUGCCGCCUCCUCUUCAGCAAUUGCGACAUCUACACUGCGGAGUACGACCCUCUCUGGCGGACCCUCCGCCGGAACUUGGUCACUGAGGUGAUCAACCCAGGAAGGAUAAGGAAGUGUAGUUGGAUCAGGAACUGGGCCAUCCAGUCUCAUCUCGACAGGCUCAAAUCUGAGGCUGUUGCGGCGAACAACGUUGUCCAUGUCUUGAGCAACUGCAGGCUCACCAUCUGCACUAUUCUCACAUGCUUGUGUUUCGGGACGGAAGUAUCCGAGCCAAAAAUCAAAAUGAUCGACAACUUGUUACUACAAGAGAUUAUGAUCAUGACGACACGAAUGCUGCCGGAGUUCUUCCCGGCACUCGCUCCUUUUUUGUUUCGCGGGCAGUACAGUGAAGCCAGGGAGUUGAGGAGGAAGCAGAUGGAGUAUUUGGUUCCAUUGGUAAGAAAAAGAAAAGCAUUUCUUGAUCAAAGUAUUAAUGGUUCUGAUGAUCAUGAUUGUAUGAUGAUGGUGAGCCCUAAGGGUGCUGCGUAUAUUGACUCCUUGUUUGAGCUGGAGGUGCCUGGAAGAAGAGAUGGCCGGCUGGGAGAGGAAGAGCUAGUGACGCUUUGCUCCGAAGUCAUCAUUGCCGGCACCGAUACUGCUGCUACCGCGUUAGAGUGGGCUUUCCUUUAUAUGGUGAUGAAUCAAGAGAUGCAACAAAAGCUCUACAAUGAGAUUGUGGAAUGCGUUGGGGGAAAAUAUGGUGAAGUUGUUGUCACAGAAAGCGACGUGGAGAAGAUGAGCUAUCUUUCUACGGUGGUGAAAGAAACGUUUCGCAGACACCCGCCCUUCCACGUCGCUUUACCGCGCGCGGUGGUGAAGGAGACUGAGCUGGGUGGCUACACCAUUCCGGCGGAUGCAAUUGUUGAGUUUUACCUUGCAUGGGUUACGGAGGAUCCGGAUUUGUGGGAUGACCCGGGUAAGUUCCUACCCGAGAGGUUCUUGGACGAGGACGGGGUUGACGUGGACAUCACUGGGACGAAAGGGGUCAAGAUGGUGCCGUUUGGAGCGGGAAGGAGGAUCUGCCCAGCGUGGAAUAUGGGCACUUUGCAUGUGAGCUUGAUGCUUGCUCGGAUGGUGCAUGCUUUCAAAUGGUUGCCGGUUCCGGAUGCCCCACCCGACCCGACUAAGAGUUUUGUUUUUACUGUUGUGAUGAAGAACUCUCUCAAGGCCAUCAUUUUGCCUAGGUCAUCAUCUUCAUGCAGCAUCUAAUGCUUCAACUCCCACCUUGCU
Molecule: messenger RNA, 1605 nt
Organism: Prunus avium (sweet cherry)
Lineage: Eukaryota; Viridiplantae; Streptophyta; Magnoliopsida; Rosales; Rosaceae
Source: RefSeq, a predicted model, not a curated record